Cooperia oncophora is the source of this 246-nucleotide messenger RNA. The record is from the annotation of a GenBank genome assembly. NCBI's taxonomy places the organism in Eukaryota, Metazoa, Nematoda, Chromadorea, Rhabditida, Trichostrongylidae.
AUGAACGAAACAGUAGCGAUGAUGAACAUCUUUCAUUUGAUGUGGGACAGCGAAGAUACGUCCCUCUUCAUGAGCGGAUCAAUCGACGAGUUCAAGAUAAGACACCGUUUUUCUCACUGGAGUUUUUCCCACCCAAAACGGCUAAUGGAGUGGCAAAUUUUUUCACUAGGUUGGACCGUUUCAAUGAAGGUGGUCCUUUAUUCGUUGACAUCACCUGGCAUUUGGGCAGUGAUCCAGCUAACAUGA